Messenger RNA from Penicillium salamii, 636 nucleotides. Lineage: Eukaryota; Fungi; Ascomycota; Eurotiomycetes; Eurotiales; Aspergillaceae. The record is from the annotation of a GenBank genome assembly.
AUGUCCGCUUCCAAUCAGGCUCAACAUUCCUCAGAGCAGAAAUCAUCCCACCGUGUCCUCCGGGCUUGUGACCGAUGUCGUUACCGUAAGGUACGCUGCGAUGGAAACUCACCUUGCGCGGGUUGUCGUCCCGGAGGACAUGAUUGUGUCUUCCGUCCUCCACGACAGACCCGUCAAAGGAGACAGCAUACUCGUCACUUCGCUGAGGGACCUCAGGGUGGUUUUCAGAGAGAACCCUCAACAUACCAACAGCUUCAACUCCCCGAAUCAUCUCUAAUAGCGCCAUUGCGCUCCACUGCCCAUGUACUGCAAGACCCGGUACACUUCAAACGACAAAUGGAGCUACGCGCCGGUAUUGGUGUCACCAAUGUAGAAACGGGCUCCUUUCAAUUUUAUGGACCGUCGUCUCAUUUUUGCUUCAUUGAGCGCAUGUGCCAACGGAUAGACCGAACGACAAAUGAGACCAUGUUAAUCCCGAGAGCCUCAACUGCGGGCAGUUUAGGCAAAUGGAAUCUCGAGCGUUUCAUGUUCUUGAUGGACGGUAACCAUCCGGCCAGUACAAACCCUGAAGCUUAUAUUUCACGGGAGAUAGACACCUCACUCAUCCAGUCAUUCUUUGAAAUAAUACACCCGUAG